Messenger RNA from Erigeron canadensis, 1931 nucleotides. RefSeq lists its product as uncharacterized. Lineage: Eukaryota; Viridiplantae; Streptophyta; Magnoliopsida; Asterales; Asteraceae. The transcript is spliced from 2 exons. The record is from RefSeq and is a predicted model, not a curated record. Bases 30 to 1703 code for a protein of 557 amino acids.
CAAAAGCAUCAUUUUGUUGUUCACCAAAUAUGUUUUGCUUUCAAAAGAUGCAUUCCUCCUCAUCAAUCACCACUAUUAUCUUUUCUCUGUUGUUUAUCCUUUGCUUCAAUGGCCCAACAAUGGCUGAUCUUUCACAGGAUAAUAGUAUCCAAACAUCCUUCCAACUUCCUUCUCCUUUACCCGAAUGGCCUUCAGGUAAAGGUUUUGGAAGUGGCACCAUAGAUCUAGGAGGAUUACAAGUGAGUCAAGUAACAACAUUUAACAAAACUUGGGCCACAAAUGAAGGAGGACCAGAUAAUCUAGGGGCAACAUUUUAUGACCCGGUUGCAAUCCCACAAGGUUUUUCCAGUUUAGGGUCUUAUGCACAACCAAACAAUGUCCCCUUUUUCGGCCAUAUUCUUGUAGGAAAAGAUGUAUCGAAUGACUCUUCAAAACCAGCCCUCAAAUCACCAAUUGAUUACACUCUUGCGUGGAGCAGCGAGUCUUUAGAUGUCAAGAAAGACGGCGAGGGUUACGUUUGGGUCCCAAUAGCACCAGAAGGUUACACGGCCAUUGGGUAUGUGAUUAGCAACUCUUCUAUGAAGCCACCCCUUGAUAAGGUCAGCUGUGUCCGUACAGACUUCACUGACACUUCAAACGUUACGCGCAAUUUGGAAAAAGACAAUGCCAUGGAUCUUAAUGGGUUAAAAGUUGACGCUUCCAUGGGUGGUUUUGUGGUUCGAAAUCAAAGUGUGGGAAAUUUAAAGGUUAAUUUGUCAAAUUCUAUGCCGAAUUUGAACCAGGUUAAAGCAUUAAUUCAAGCGUAUUCUCCGGUAAUUUAUUUUCAUCCCGAUGAACCAUACCUUCCGUCUUCGGUGGAUUGGUUUUUUCAAAAUGGUGCAUUAGUUUAUCACAAAGGGGCAGAGUCCAAACCAAACCCAAUUGACAAAACUGGCUCCAACCUUCCUCAAGGCGGCUCGAAUGAUGACACAUAUUGGCUAGACCUUCCGGUAGAUGGUUCAAACAAAGAUAGAGUCAAGAAAGGGGAUUUACAAGAUGCUUGUGCUUAUUUCCAUGUGAAACCUAUUUCUGGAGGACUAUUUACUGACAUUGCCAUUUGGGUUUUCUACCCUUUUAAUGGCGGAGCAAGGGCAAAAGUGGAAUUCUUGAAUCUGUCCUUAGGAAAGGUUGGAGAACAUGUGGGUGAUUGGGAACAUGUCACGUUAAGAAUCAGUAAUAUUAAUGGAGAGUUAAAAGGGGUCUUUUUUUCACAACAUAAUUGUGGAAAAUGGGUGAGCGCUUCGGCUCUAGAGUACCACACGGGCAACAAACCAGUCGUUUACGCGUCGUUACAUGGCCACGCAUCAUACCCGAAACCAGGUUGUGUUUUGCUUGGUUCGGGAGGGAUGGAUAUUGGUAUUAGGGACGACACGGCCAAAAGUGAUAAGAUGAUGGAUACGGGCGUAAGGUCGGUGGUGGUGGCAACCGAGUAUUUGCCAGGGGUGGUGGUUGAACCACCGUGGUUGAAUUAUCAAAGAAAAUGGGGUCCCAAAAUUGAUUAUGAUGUUGAUAAAGAAUUAAAUAAAGUGAAAAAAGUGAUGAUUGGGAAAUUAAAGAAAGCGUUUGAGCGAUUUGUGGAGAGUGUACCAAGUGAAAUAUUGGGUGAAGAUGGACCAACAGGCCCAAAAGUGAAAACUAGUUGGAGUGGGGAUGAGGCUGUUUGAUUUGAUUAGAGUUGUUUAAGUUUGAAAGUGGUUGAUCAAACCUUAAUUAAUGGUACAGCUAGCUUUCAACAAUUUAUGGUUUCUCAAUACUUUUUUUUUUUAAAUCUUAUGGUUUAGCUUCUGCUUUUUUUAUUUUCCACUUCAUGUGUGUAAUAGUCAUUUAGUUAAUAGUCUUAUUAACUACAUAAAAAUUUAUGUUAGAGGUUAUAAAAUAGGCUUUCGAAUCAA